AUGUUCAGUAAGGAUAUCGUUGUGUGUGAGGAUAUCGUUGUGUGUGAGGAUAUCGUUGUGUGUGAGGAUAACGUUGUGUGUGAGGAUAACGUUGUGUGUGAGGAUAUCGUUGUGUGUGAGGAUAUCGUUGUGUGUGAGGAUAUCGUUGUGUGUGAGGAUAUCGUUGUGUGUGAGGAUAACGUUGUGUGUGAGGAUAUCGUUGUGUGUGAGGAUAUCGUUGUGUGUGAGGAUAUCGUUGUGUGUGAGGAUAUCGUUGUGUGUGAGGAUAUCGUUGUGUGUGAGGAUAUCGUUGUGUGUGAGGAUAUCGUUGUGUGUGAGGAUAUCGUUGUGUGUGAGGAUAUCGUUGUGUGUGAGGAUAACGUUGUGUGUGAGGAUAACGUUGUGUGUGAGGAUAACGUUGUGUGUGAGGAUAACGUUGUGUGUGAGAAUAUAGUUGUGUGUGAGGAUAUACAGUUGCAAGAAAAAGAGAAGCUCCCAGAGAACCCUCAGAUGACAAAUCAGGGGGAAGAUCUGACUGAUAUUAAAGUGGAGGAUGAAGAAGAGCAGAUGAUGGACGAUCCCCCGUGUAAGAGUGAGGUGGAGGAGGACGUUCCAGGAGAUCUCACCACAGAAAACCUGAAUACAAAUUGUGAUGGAAAGUUCAUGUUAUCACUGAAUAUUAAAGCAGAAGAUGAAGAUAUCAUGCAGCACUUUUCAGGAGAAAACCUAAUUUCCUUUAACGUACAUUCCAGACUUCACAGUACAGAUGUGUCAUAUAAUUCCACUAAUUAUGACGAACCUUGUCCUGAUAAAUCACACAUUGCUACCCCAAGUAUAGGUCAGCAAGAGGGUUACAGGUUUCUCAGUAGUAAACCAUUCUCAAGGCUUUCAAUACAUAGCAGAAUUCACACAGGGAAGAAACCAUGGUCCUGUUUAGAAUGUGGAAAAUGUUUUACCCAGAAAUCACAUCUAGUUAAACAUGAUAGAAGUCACACAGGAGAGAGACCAUAUUCAUGUUUAGAAUGUGGGAAAUGUUUUACACAAAAAUCAAGUCUUGUUAUACAUCAGAGAAGUCACACAGGAGAGAGACCAUAUUCAUGUUCAGAAUGUAGGAAAUGUUUUACAUGUAAAUCAUCUCUUGUUAAACAUGGGAGAACUCACACAGGAGAAAAACCGUAUUCAUGUUCAGAAUGUGGAAAAUGCUUUACAGGUCAAUCAAAUUUUGUUAAACAUGGCAGAAUUCACACAGGAGAGAAGCCAUAUUCGUGUUCAAAAUGUGGGAAAUGUUUUACAGAUAAAUCAACUCUUGUUAUACAUGAAAGAAUUCACACAGGAGAGAAGCCGUAUUCAUGUUCAGAAUGUGGGAAAUGUUUUACACAAAAAUCAGGUCUUGUUUUACACGAGAGACGUCACACAGGAAAGAAACCAUUUUGACAUAUUUUAUGGACAUCUCUAGUCAUGAAAAAUACAGAUAUUCCUCUGACCUGUUUAAGAAAGAUGGUUUUGUUAAUAUUUACGCAGCUGCCGUGCUGUUUAUGCCACCAUUAGUGUUGAAUGAAUCGAAGCAUACAAAGCAGAAUUCGAUCCGAAGUUUAGGAAAAACUUGAUUAACCGCAAAGCCAAUUUUCCUUGUGCUUCGUGUAAACAAUUAUUUUUUUCCUUUUAUGGUGGCUGAAAAUUAAAAAAUUAUACUCUCCUUAUCCACUUGAUCACGGAGAGGCCGUCCGCUCCAUCUUGAUUGAAGAACACCCGGCAAAGCACCUGCAGUGAGCGUGAAGACGUCAACACAUGAUCAUGCUGGCCGCGCCCAGUGACGUCAUUAGUGAUAAUAACACUGCACACGGCCAGCAUGAUUACGUUGUGAUAUCAUCACGCUCACCACAGGUCCUUUGGUGGGUUUUCUUCAAUCAAGAAGGGAGCGGAUGGCCUCUCCAUGAGCAAGUGGAUGAGGUGAAUAUAAUAUUUUUUUAUCCCUGGAUAAACCCCCUGAAUGUGAGUCUGAGGUUGCGAUUAGAGAUGAGCGGCAUCUGAGGGGCUAAAUAAUGGGGGGGGAGGGG
Messenger RNA from Bufo bufo (common toad), 2036 nucleotides. Its product is annotated as oocyte zinc finger protein XlCOF8.4-like. The record is from RefSeq and is a predicted model, not a curated record. The coding region runs from base 1 to 1413 and encodes 470 amino acids. The transcript has 4 exons. Lineage: Eukaryota; Metazoa; Chordata; Amphibia; Anura; Bufonidae. Gene Ontology annotation, molecular function: RNA polymerase II cis-regulatory region sequence-specific DNA binding; DNA-binding transcription factor activity. Gene Ontology annotation, biological process: regulation of transcription by RNA polymerase II.